AUGCAGGCCUGCCUGGUGCCGGCGCUGGUCCUCUGCCUCCUGCUGGGGCCUCUCGCAGGGGCCAAGCCUGUGCCGGGGGAGAGAGACCCCUACGCCGAGCUGCCAGCCAUGCCCUACUGGCCCUUCUCCACGUCUGACUUCUGGAACUACGUGCAGCACUUCCAGACGCUGGGGGCCUACCCGCAGGUGGAGGACAUGGCCCGCACCUUCUUCGCCCACUUUCCCCUGGGCAGCACGCUGGGCUUCCACGUGCCCUAUCAGGAGGACUGA
Messenger RNA from Galeopterus variegatus (Sunda flying lemur), 270 nucleotides. It is a transcript of the gene OTOS, whose product is annotated as otospiralin. The coding region runs from base 1 to 270 and encodes 89 amino acids. Gene Ontology annotation, biological process: sensory perception of sound. The record is from RefSeq and is a predicted model, not a curated record. The transcript is spliced from 4 exons. Lineage: Eukaryota; Metazoa; Chordata; Mammalia; Dermoptera; Cynocephalidae.